AUGCGGUGGACGCUGAUGCUGCCGCUGCUGCAGCUCCUGCUACAACUGCUGAUGGUGCAGAGUCAGAGCCUGGAGGGACCUUCCCAAAAGACUAUCCCCCUCUUCCGACUCACUCAACAGGGAGUCUGGGACAGCCUCGAUCGCCACGCCACCGACUCUCCCUGCGAGGGGCUCCCCGUCGCGGGAGCCACGGCCCUGAACCUGGCGAACCGCAGCCUGGAGAGCCUGCCCAGCUGCCUGCCGCGCACGCUGCGCAGCCUCGACGGCAGCCACAACCUGCUGCGCGCCCUUAGUGAGCUUGUGCUCGGCCGCCUGCCCGAGCUGCGCGUGCUCACGCUGCACCACAACCGCAUCUCCGUGCUGCACUGGGGCCGCAGCACACUAGCCGGGCUGCGUGAGCUCGACCUCAGCCACAACCUGCUGACCGAGCUGCCGCCCUGCGUGGGGCCCUCGGGGAGCAGCCUGCGCUCGCUGGCGCUGGCCGGGAACCCACUGCGGGAGCUGCAGCCACGGACCUUCACUUGCUUCCCAGCGCUGCAGCUUCUCAACCUCUCCUGCAGCGAGCUGGGCCACAUCGCCCAGGAGGCAUUCGCUGGGGUGGACGGUGGGCCCCUGGCGGCGCUGGAGCUCUUGGACCUGAGUGGCACGAGCCUGGAAAGAGUUGACUCUGGGUGGAUCAGAAACCUGCCAAAGCUCAAAUCCCUCUACCUGAGAAAGAUGUCCAGGCUGAAGACACUGGAGGGAGACAUUUUCAAGAUGACUCCCAACCUGCAGCAGCUGGAUUGUCAAGAAUCCUCAGCACUUACGUCUGUCAACACAGAGAUCUUUCAGGACACACCCAAUCUACACGCUCUUCAGUUCCAGAACUGCAACUUGAGUUCCUUUGGUCCUUGGACUGUGAAUUCCUCCCAGAUCUUGUUCAUCAGCCUCUUUGACAACCCUCUCAUUUGCAGCUGUGAGCUGGCUUGGCUUCUCAUGGAUGUAAACAAAACUGUCUUACACAGGGCAGGAGAUACCAUGUGUGAGCCUGCUUUAGGAUCCACGGGCCCCUUCUCAGGCCCUCUGUCCCUCUCCCACCUGUCAAAUGUGUGCAGGUCAGACCAAAGCACCACCCUCCUGGCUUCAAACCUACCCCGCUUCGAUCACUUCGUUUCUGCACCACGGACACAGGGGCCUUCCAUUGGACAGAGCAUGGCGCUGUCUGCUCAGCCUGGAAGAAGUCAACAAAAUAUCACCAAAGUCCCCUCCCUCCUCAUGGCUUCACCCACACGGAUGUAUAAAGAUACUUCAGAGGAAACUGCCCAUUACACUACUAACUCUGAGAUAGUUUACAGUCCUUCCAGGGCUCUGCCUGGCCGUGCCAGUUCAGGGGCAGAGCAGACUGCCAAACAUAUCCUUGAACCCAGUAUCUUAUCUGCCUCUACCCCAUUAGUCAGCAAAUACAUUGAACCCUUGCCUACUUCACCGAACCCUAGGAGUAUAUCUCAGACCAACCAGAGGACACAAGCCACCCCCAAGGCUCUUCACACAGAUCCCCCACAGGAUGAGAUUCCAGUUUUGCUGUUAGAUGAUGAUAGCGAGGAAGAGACUCAAGGCCAGGUGGCAGCACCUCACCAGGAUGUAUCUUGUGAUUACCACCCCUGCAAGCAUCUGCAGACCCCAUGCGCAGAGCUGCAGAGGCGCUUCAGGUGCCGCUGCCCUGGUCUCAGUGGGGAGAAUACCAUUCCAGACCCUCCCACGCUGCAGAGGGUGUCAGAGAUGACUGACACAUCAGUGCUCAUCCACUGGUGUGCCCCCAACUCAGUGGUGAUCUGGUAUCAUAUUCACUACUUGGCGGAAGGAGGAUCUGGGAACCAGUCAGUAGUGGAUAUCUAUGCUACUGCCCGGCAGCACCCCCUGUAUAAGCUGUCACCAGGCACCACCUACCAUGUUUGUGUGCUGGCAGCCAACAGAGCUGGCCUAAGCCAGCCACAGACCUCAGGCUGGAGGAGGUCAUGUGCUACCUUCACAACCAAGCCCAGCUCCGUGGUUAUCUUCUGGGGACUGUGUACCACCAGUGGCCUGUUACUGGUUAGCACCCUGGUGCUGUCUGUGUGUCUCUGGAGGCAGUGCUGGAAGCCACACAGGCAAUUCUAUGACACAAACCUGGUGGCCUUCAAAAACCCAGCCAGGGCUGAGGAAGUAACUCAGUGGUAG
Arvicanthis niloticus (Nile rat) is the source of this 2196-nucleotide messenger RNA. RefSeq names its product leucine rich repeat neuronal 4 (gene Lrrn4). Gene Ontology annotation, molecular function: protein binding. Lineage: Eukaryota; Metazoa; Chordata; Mammalia; Rodentia; Muridae. The record is from RefSeq and is a predicted model, not a curated record. Gene Ontology annotation, cellular component: plasma membrane. Gene Ontology annotation, biological process: long-term memory.